UAGCUUCAUUUAGGCAAAAUGAGCUGGUGGUAGAAGAGCUGUUGUAAACACAAGAAUAUGGCUGACGAGAGGGGCGGAGGAGACAACAGAAACGACAACAUGGGAAACCAGCUACAGCUUCUACCAGAUAACAAUGGCGAGGAGGAAGAAGAUGAUAUGGAGACCGAGGACCGAGACAGUGACGAGGCAGACAAGCCCAGCGCCAUCACCUUUGACCCCAGCCUUCCCACGUCCCAUGCUUACCUGGGCUCAGACAUGGAGGAGUUUCACGGGCGCACAGUCCAUGAUGACGACAGCUGCCAGACCAUCCCUGUGCUUCCACACACGGCUGUGAUGCUGGUCCCUGGCCAGACUCUGCCGCUGCAGCUGUUCAGACCGCAGGAGGUCAGCAUGAUGCGGAGCAUCAUCCAGAGAGACCGCACCUUUGCUGUGCUCGCACACAGUGAAGCAGGUGAACCGGAGCCAGAGUUCGGAACGACGGCUGAAAUCUAUGCGUAUCGCGAGGAGCAGGAGUACGGCAUCGAGACGGUCAAAGUGAAGGCUGUGGGGAGGCAAAGGUUUAAAGUCCACGAAAUAAGAACUCAAGCAGAUGGCAUCCGACAGGCCAAAGUGCAGAUCCUCCCAGAGCGAAUCCUUCCAGACCCCCUCUCCGCCGUGCAGCUCAGCCCCCUGUCCCGGCUCCACAUGCACGCCUCCUCUAAACCCCCGUCUCAAAGCUGCAAGCAGACGCAGUGCUGGUGGAAGUCCUAUCGACAGAGGAAGUUCUACUGUGCCAGCCUGACACCGUGGCCUCCCUGGGUCUACGCCCUCUACGACUCUGAAUCCCUCAUGAGGAGAGUGAAGAAGCAGCUGCAUGAGUGGGAUGAGAACCUGAAGGAUGACUCCCUCCCCUCCAAUGCAAUAGACUUUUCCUACCGGGUCGCCGCCUGUCUGCCGAUAGACGACGCUCUGCGGCUGCAGCUGCUUCAGAUCGGCAGCGCCAUCCAGAGACUUCGCUGUGAGCUGGACAUCAUGGACCGGUGUACGUUGCUGUGCUGUAAGCAGUGUCAGGACACAGAAAUCACCACCAAAAAGGAGAUCUUCAGCUUGUCUCUUUACGGCCCCAUGGCUGCGUAUGUCAACCCGCACGGUUACGUCCACGAAACGCUGACGGUCUACAAAGCCAACAACCUUAACCUGGUUGGCCGGCCAUCUACUUUGCACAGCUGGUUUCCAGGGUACGCCUGGACCAUUGCUCAGUGCCGGACGUGUGGCUCCCACAUGGGCUGGAAGUUCACCGCCACCAAAAAGGACUUGUCUCCUCCCCGAUUCUGGGGUCUGACCCGUUCAGCUAUGCUUCCUCGCAUCCCGCCGGGGGAGGGAGAGGAGGGCAGGGCAGGCUCCCGUCUCUUCUGCCUGUGAUGUCCGACUCCCUCACAGCGCCCCAACGCCGACGUCUGUCCUCCUGUCACUGCAAAUGCUCGAGGACGCUGUAAUCAUUGAUGUGUGCCGCUGUCGCUUUAGUGGAAGGUCGCUGACGAGCGCUCCAGAGAGCAGACUCGACCUUACCGCCACUGCUUUCAGAUGGGAAGAGGGGAUGCUGAGAAAAUGAUUCUUACGAGCUAUAGAAGAACUGAAAGGCUUUGGAGAGACAGAACAUGUUGUUACCAUCCCUGCAUGCUGCUCUCUACCCAUCCUCUGAAUUUUCCUGCUAUGCCGACCUGUACCUGUCGGCUUUCCACGCUAAACGCGAGCAGUUCCGCAUCGGCGUUUGUCCUCCAGAUUCUGACUGCAUGCGUCUAGCACUGAGGUUUUGUCAGGCACCUUAGUCAGUCAACUUGCUGUAUAUUCUGCCAGCUUUUGGAUCUUCUGUGAAUUUGUUGUAGCUGUUAUUAUAGCUGCUGUAAAACGGUCAAAGAAAAGGUGUAGAUUUGUCAAGAUGAGGGGUUAUUUUCACCUGUGGAGGGGAAAAAAAUGUAUUUUUGUAUGGAAAAGGAUUGAGAAUCAACAUGGUGUGUGGAGAAAAUGCUAUUAGUUGGCCAUUUUGGAUGUAAUAUACAGAAAUCAGAAGUGAUGUUGAAGAUAAUGUGUAAUAUUUCUCCCAUAAUCUGUCUGUGUUAUAUUCAUCAGAGGCUCAUUGAUGACUUGCUUCAGGAAUCAAGCAUUAUCUCUGGUUGCACAGGUGAAAAUUCUACAUCUGUAUCAGUGCCUCUUUUCUAAAGGCCAAAGCUAAUGAAGACAGAAAGCAGGAGGAGCAUUUACCCGUUUCCUUUUGAGGUUCUUCAUGACGCGUGGCGUGAUAAGGGAUCCACUGACAGGAACGCAAGAUUAGUAGGGUGAUGAUAAAGUUGAUCAUUUCCAGGUUCCCCUCAGUUCAAGUUUUUUUAGCAUUUUAAUUUUGUUCUUAGAGUUCUGGUGUAAAUUGCUGGCUCCUGGUUCUUUACCUGUAAAUAGAACAGUUGGCAAAUUAUUUUUGGGACUGUUUGCAUCAAAGAGUCGGUACACAGACGUACUGAAAGCAGAGAGAGAUUAUAAUAAAUUAUCAAAUCUUCCUACAUUUCAUACGUUAAUUCUUCAAGUGAAAUCCAUCGUUGCAUUUUCAUAUUCAUGAUUUUGCAGCUAUUAAUUGAUAAAAUUGAACGCAGUGUUUGCUCGUUCAUGUUUAUCCUAAACAAAUAAGAAUAUUUUCCGUUUAUCAUAUUUGUAAUCUUCUUUGCUGGAUGAGAAGUAUCACUAAAUACUAUGAUCAUC
Messenger RNA from Oryzias latipes (Japanese medaka), 2730 nucleotides. RefSeq names its product cereblon (gene crbn). Lineage: Eukaryota; Metazoa; Chordata; Actinopteri; Beloniformes; Adrianichthyidae. The record is from RefSeq and is a predicted model, not a curated record. Gene Ontology annotation, cellular component: Cul4A-RING E3 ubiquitin ligase complex. Gene Ontology annotation, biological process: protein ubiquitination.